AUGAAAAUCGGACGAAGUGCCAACGUUCGAUCCCGUUUCCGGGGAACUGCCGAGCUGAAAUUGGACUCGAUCGUCGGACAUGGACGUCGACGUGGUCGGGUUCAAGGCCAAAGGGGAGGUGGACAAGCGAAUGUCUUCAACUUCAUCUUCGCUUUGGUGAAAACCGCUGAUGGAAAAUCCUUGAAGGAAGUCAUUGCAAUAGGUGUCGGAAAAUUGGGAGAAAACAUCUCUGCCAAGCGAAUAAAAGCCUUUUGGGCGCCACAAGAUUCCGAGUUUUAUAACGGUUCACACCCAAAAGACGGCCUCCAAGAUAUCCCAAUGGGCCGAUUUGUUUCUCUUUUGGCUAUGAACAGGAAAAAGAUUGGAGGACAAUUUCCCACCGAACGUCUAGCCGAUCAACUAUGUCAACAUAUUAUUGGAAUGAGAAGUGAAUCAUUGGGCACUCCAGUCGAUCCAAACGAAGCUAAGAAACAAACCGAAACAGCAAAGAAUGCCGACGGUCAAGAUGAACUAAAUGAAUUCUUCCAAGGACAGACAACUCAAAUGGAUGCCGAUGAAACACGACUACUCCGGCAGUCUUUCAUGUUAAAUCCAUCACAAACUGUUUAUGAAUACGUCACCGGGCACAACGCUUCAAUCAAAGAUUUUGUUCGUUUCGAAUUAGGAGGAGAAUCAUCUGAU
Mesorhabditis belari is the source of this 681-nucleotide messenger RNA. The record is from the annotation of a GenBank genome assembly. NCBI's taxonomy places the organism in Eukaryota, Metazoa, Nematoda, Chromadorea, Rhabditida, Rhabditidae.